UAUCUAACAUAUUUCCCCCCAAUUUGUACUAUUUACUGUUUUUCUUCAGCAUACACACUUCCUUGCCUUCUUCCCGAUUUGUAGAUUUACUUCUCCUUUGCUGGUUCUCUCGAUUUGCACAGCCUUAUCUUCGUCUUCCCCAAAACCCUAGCUCUUAAGAGCUUUUCUACAUGAAGCUCCGAAACAAGGCAUAAUCCGAAUCCCGUAAAUCUUGUUAGAUUCGGGUUGCACUCUCGUCACCCAGCUGCUGCUCUAGGUCCAGUGUUCUUCCCGACAAAAUCAUGGAUGAGAAUAAAACUCGGAGCAAGCAUUUCCUUUUGUUAGUGUAUCAGAGCUUUGGCAUAGUGUUUGGGGACUUGGCCACUUCCCCUCUCUAUGUCUAUAGAAGUGCAUUUGCUGGAAGGUUGCGCCAUUAUCAAUCUGAAGAGGCAGUUUUUGGGGCUUUCUCCGUCAUAUUUUGGACCCUCUCUUUCUUUUCAUUGUUUAAAUAUGCCGUCUUCAUGCUUAGUGUAAAUGAUAAUGGUGAAGGUGGAAUUUUUGCUCUAUAUUCACUUCUUUGCAGGCAUGGGAAGUUUUCUUUGCUCCCUAAUCAACAAGCUUCAGAUGAGGAGCUUUCAACGUAUCAGCAUGCGGGUUACUCAAAUAGAAGUGUGCCUGCCUCUUCGUUCAGAAGGCUUCCUGACCGUGAUAAGAAGUCAAAGUUAGCUCUACUUAUACUGGUCCUGAUGGCUGCUAGUAUGGCCAUGACUCUUGGUGUCCUUACACCAGCUAUAUCUGUUUCAUCUUCUUGUGGACUGUUCAAGACACUGACACAUUUUUAUGUGUAUACAGGAAUUAUGGUUGCCCUUGCAGGUGUUUUAUUACUCAGCCUUUUCGUUCUGCAAUAUCAAGGCACACAUAAGGUGGCUUUCAUCUUUUCUCCAGUUGUUCUUCUGUGGCUGUUGUCCAUUGCCGCUCUUGGUGUCUACAACAUCAUGCACUGGAAUCCUAGAAUAUACGAGGCUCUUUCUCCAAUAUACAUUUACAGGUUCUUCAGACUCACUGGAAUCGAUGGUUGGAUUUCUCUUGGAGGUGCAUUAUUAUGUAUCACUGGUAAUAUGCCUCUCUGUUAUAUGUUAAUUUUCUCGGGCAUUAUUAUCUUCAGCGUUGCUUUCUGCUUCUUUGUAUACCCAUGUUUAGUUCUUCAAUAUAUGGGACAAGCUGCAUUUCUUUCAAAGAACUUCUCUGCUAUAUCCUUGAGUUUCUAUGCGUCAGUUCCAGAUGCAGUUUUCUGGCCAGUUUUAGUUAUAGCAAUUCUGGCAACAGUAGUUGUUAGUCAAGCUGUGUUAUCUGCCACAUUUUCCACUGUCAAACAGUGUCAUGCGCUAGGGUGUUUCCCUCGUGUCAAGAUUGUGCACAAAUCAAAGUGGAUUGAUCGUCAGAUAUACGUCCCUGAGAUAAACUGGAUCCUUAUGGUUCUCUGUUCGGCAGUGACUCUGGGUUCUCAAGAUACCACCCGCAUCGGAAAUGCCUAUGGGAUAGCAUCAAUGACUCUAAUAUUCAUCACCACAUCCCUAAUCUCCUUGUCCAUCUACUUCGUAUGGCACAAGGGUCUCGCUCUCGCCCUUUCCUUCUUCAUCCUCUUCGGAACAAUCGAGCUGACCUUCCUCUUCUCAUCCUACAUAAGAAUCCUCCAGGGCGGAUGGGUUCCACUUCUUCUCUCUUCCAUAUUCCUGUUCACCAUGUUCGUGUGGCACUACGGCAGCAGAAAGAAGUACUUGUAUGAUCAAAACCACAAGCUUCCCAUGAAAUGGAUCCUCACUCUUGGUUCAGAUCUCGGCAUUGUAAGAGUCCCUGGUAUAGGUCUCAUCUACACUCACUUAGCAAACGGAGUCCCUGCCACUUUCUCCCAUUUCCUAACCAAUUUACCAGCAUUCUACCAAAUCAUUGUCUUUGUCUGUGACAAAACUGUCCCUGUUCCUUUUGUCCCACAAAAGGAGCGAUACCUUGUUGGAAGAAUAGGCCCUAAAUCCUACAGAAUGUACCGUUGUAUCGUCCAAAAUGGGUACAAGGAUGUUAAUGAAAACGAGAACGAGUACGACUUCGAGAAUGCUCUGAUUAUGAGCAUUGCAGAGUUCAUCCAGCUGGAAGCAGAAGGCGGAGGAAGUGGUACACCCGAUGGUGGGUCCAUUGGAGGUCGACUAGCUGUUGUCAAAUCUUCUGAGAAUUUUGGGAAGAGAUUUGGGAUCUCAAAGUCUAACGGGUUUGAAGGAACCAGCAGCAGCUCGUUGAACAUAACCAGCAGCAAGUCAGCAACACUGGUGAAGCUGAAGAUGAUGUACGAUGAGCAGGAGUCACCUGAGGUGAAGUUCAAGACGAGGGUACAGCUGACGUUGGUUGAUACGAGGUACAAGGACUCGUUUGUGAAGGAAGAAGUGAUGAGACUGAUGGAAGCUAAGAAGUUCGGUGUGGCGUAUGUGAUAGGGCAUUCGAACAGCAAGGCGAAGUGGAACUCACCGUUCUUGAAGAGGUUCCUGAUCAACAUUGUGUACUCGUUUUUGCGGAAGAACUGUCGCGCGCCUUCGAUAGCUCUGUCGAUUCCUCAGACUUCGUUGAUCGAGGUUGGUAUGAACUACACUCUGUAAGUUUCAGAACUGUUGUUCUAUACCUGUUGAUUCCAGACAGGUGUAUGUAUGUGUAACACUUGUUUGUUGGUUUCAUUGAAGUUCUGGUUUUGAGUUCUUUGCAUUUUGUCCAUCCACAUCAAUUUGAAGAAUCAUCUACACUCUACAGUUAUUAUAUGAUGUAUUGAUAAAUAGCAGCAGGGGACUGGUUGGUAUGUUCCCCUUUUCUAGAGCGUUUUAUUAUUUGAAAAGACACGAGAAGAUAAUGCAAGCUCGAGUAAUCUCAAAUCUGGCAAUAAUGAAACGGACAAGGCU
Linum tenue is the source of this 2918-nucleotide messenger RNA. NCBI's taxonomy places the organism in Eukaryota, Viridiplantae, Streptophyta, Magnoliopsida, Malpighiales, Linaceae. The record is from the annotation of a GenBank genome assembly.